Molecule: messenger RNA, 1189 nt
Organism: Morone saxatilis (striped sea-bass)
Lineage: Eukaryota; Metazoa; Chordata; Actinopteri; Moronidae
Product: histidine triad nucleotide-binding protein 3-like
Exons: 5
Coding region: 68-547 (159 amino acids)
Molecular function (GO): catalytic activity
Source: RefSeq, a predicted model, not a curated record
CGCGUACAGCAUCUGGGAAUAUUUACCGACAGUUACAAGUUGAGGAAGUAGUAGCUCGUCGGAGAAAAUGUCGGAAAAGAAAACAAAAGUUGAAGACUGUAUUUUCUGUCUGAUAGCCAACGAUCAAGACAAAGAAACAGAAAUCAUUAAAAAGAACACGGAGCUGGUGUGUUUUAGAGACAUUUUCCCUGCUGCUCCUCACCAUUACCUGGUUGUACCCAUACAGCACAUACACAGCUGCUACUCCCUGCACAGGGGACACACUGGUCUCGUGAAACGGAUGGCUGAGAUGGGGAAAGCUGUCCUACAUGAACAAGGGAUCACUGAUAUGAAUGACAUAAGGCUCGGGUUCCACCAACCUCCUUACACUUCAGUUGAUCACCUCCACCUGCACGUGCUCGCCCCCAGCAGCCAAAUCUCAGAGUACACAGAGUAUAAGUUCCUUCCACAGACCUACCGAUUUUUAACUGAAGAAUGUCUACUGAAGAGAAUAAAGAACAAAUCGUCGACAGGCGUUCUUUUAGAAAGCUGUAUAUUGUCUCUGUGAGCCAGCAGCUCCUAAGCUGGACUUUUAGGAGCUUUAUUGCAGAGGAGCACUAAACAUCUCAGAGGACUGUCUGAACCUGAAUUAGCCACAUGGAGAGGAAGCUUUUACAAGAGCACUCUAAUUGUGCUGGUGUGAUGUUUUACCAAGUUUGGACACUACAGCAAUGACAACCUUACAAACUGACACCUAGAAAGAUCAGAACUAUGAAAGAGUCACUAAAUGAGAUAAUGAAGCAGAUAAACUGUGUGAAAUGUAUUUUUAUUUAUUUAUUUUUAUUGAAAACAAUGGAUUGACUCAACUGAACACUGUGUGUCUGUGUAUAACAGUUUGUUGUUAUAUUUCUUAUUAUUAAAUAAUUUUUACGCAGAAUUUUGUGUGUAUUUGUGUGUAUAGUUACAGCUUGUCCUUUUGUAUCCAUCUCGUAAUCUAGCAUUAAAGGUCCAGUGUGUAACAUUUAGGAGGAUCGCAAUCUAAAUCACACAUUAUAUGCCACUAAAUCCUACACACUCGUCCUUUGAGAAUUACCAUAAGCAUAAUUUCCAAAAUGUCAAAUUAUAUCUUUAAUUAAGCAUUUUAUGUGUACAUAUAUCCACUUGACAGUAAUUAUCAACCACAGCAGUGGUGGAAGAAGUACUCAGAUCU